AUGAUUUUUUUAAUUUGGUCAUUAAUUCAAUUCUUCAUCCUAUAUAUACUCUUAAAAAGAGAAAUGUUUAACCUUAUUGACUUAAUAUCUCCUUAUUUAUUCCAUAUUUCAGUAAUUUUUAUGUAUGGAAUAGCUAAAUUUGGAACUGUUAAAUUCUCUAGAAAGGUAGAUUCAAAAUAUUAUUCUAUAGUAUCCUUAAAAUUGCCUAAUAUUAUUGCUUCAAGUGUAUUUUACUACCUAAACUUAUAUGACUUUUUGUAGAUCCUUUAGCAAUGAAAGAAUACAUUUUUCAAAUGGAAUAUAAAAUACUAGUAAUCUUUAUUUAUAUAUUAUGCUAGCUGCUGAUUUAGUUACUAAAUAUGCUGUACAAUAAUUUCUAUUUAAUAUUUUAAUUACUUCAACUCUCAUUAUUUAUAUAGUUAUUGAAAAGUAAAGAAUUCGUCCAAUUGGUAAACAUUAUUAGUAUUUUAGUUGCCAUAGCAUUAUGUUGUGUCUCUAGUCUUAUUCCUUUAAUAUUUGAUCAUUGGUUAUUUGUCAAUUCCAUAGUUGCUUCUUUAUAUGGAUCUACAUUAGUAGUGGUCAUAUUGCAAAUAAUGAAAGGAAGAGUAAUAAUUAUUAAAUAUUUUAUUAGUUUGAAUUGGAAACAUCAAACAUAAUAACAGCCACUAACAUCCUUUUUUAUGGACUUAUCUCUCCGAUUGAUCUAAAAUGA
Paramecium pentaurelia is the source of this 712-nucleotide messenger RNA. The record is from the annotation of a GenBank genome assembly. NCBI's taxonomy places the organism in Eukaryota, Ciliophora, Oligohymenophorea, Peniculida, Parameciidae.